AUGACUAUUUGCUACCUUGCCAACCAUAAUACGGACAAGAAGCAUGCCAUCGGCGGAAAGUGGACAAGGACUCUCUUCGAAUUGCCAUUCGGAGCCUCCUAUCUUGAUGCGCUCUUUGGCGUGGUAUCGAACAACCGUCUUGCCUUCUAG
Molecule: messenger RNA, 150 nt
Organism: Penicillium arizonense
Lineage: Eukaryota; Fungi; Ascomycota; Eurotiomycetes; Eurotiales; Aspergillaceae
Exons: 2
Coding region: 1-150 (49 amino acids)
Source: RefSeq, a predicted model, not a curated record